UUCUCGUAUUACAGACAUUUCGUGUGAAAAAUGAAAACAAAGCGAGGAAAUUAAAUUGAGGUCUGUAUAUUAGUAGAUCGGAUGUCUUCCUACGCAUGUAUCCAGUAAUACUCACGUGACAAAGAUGAGUUAAGUAGGUUGAGAAGUAAUUAGUAUUUUUUGUUCAUUUAUCUAAGCCAUUCAUUUAAUUAAGGAGUGUGAUGAUAUCACCCCGUGGACUGAACACAACAUGUAUUUAAAUGGUUUGGAGCGAGUCCAAUGUACGCAUGUGAAUACUGUUUAAGUGCUGUGAAGUUCUCAGAGGGCGUAGCUUAAAAUGUUUUUAAUUUUAACGAUUUUACUUACAUUUAUUUCAAAAUCAGUGACUUGUGAGGAACUUAAUCCAUACUUAGAGGCUUUAAGUCAUAAGCCAUGGAAAAGUAUUCAAAGCUAUAUCGAGGUUCGCCCCGGAGCCUUUCUCUUCUACUGGUUCUAUUACGCUGAUGGUUCUGUGAAUGGAGCUAGAGAGAAGCCUCUUAUAAUAUGGAUACAAGGCGGUCCAGGAUUAGCGGCUAGUGGAAUAGCAAAUUUUGCAGAAAUCGGACCGUUGAAUAUGAAUAUGCAACCUAGAAAUCAUACUUGGGUUAAGGGUAACAAUUUGUUACUAAUAGAUCAUCCAGUAGGGACUGGCUUUAGUUAUGCUUCAAAUAAAUCUCUAUACGUUCGGACCGAUAAAGGUGCCGCCAGAGAUCUUCUGAGAGCAAUAAAAGAAUUUUUUAAACGUCACAAGGAGUUUCGCAAGACACCAACUUAUUUAAUCGGACAAAGUUAUGGAGGUAAAUUGUGUCCGAGGUUGGGAUAUUAUUUGUAUACGGCUAUGAAGAAUAAACGUUUAAAGAUGAAUUUUAAAGGCAUCGGAAUUGGCAGCGGAUGGGUUGAUCCAAAACAAAGCUCUUUAGUGCAACCGGAAUUUUUAUAUAAUAUGGGUGUAAUCGACUUAUCAACUUUCGUGAAAUCAAAGAAGAUUGUAAAGCAAAUGUGUGAAUUAAUCGAGGCCAAAGAAUACGUGACCGCCGGAAGAUUUUCUACUAUACUAUUUAACAUGUUUAAUGUAGAAGCAGCGAUGGAUAUAAACUUUAAUAAUAUCAACCAAGAGAGUCCUUAUCCGGCUCUAUACCGAUUGGCGUUAAAAGUUAACAAAUACGUUAAACCAACUUUGAAAGAAGUGGAUCAGAAUUUAGAUUGGAGUUUUAUUUCCGAUGAUGUCUUCGAAAGUUUAAGCGAAAGCUUCCUUGUACCUUCUAGCAAAUACUUAGAAACACUGUUAAAUCAUACGAAUCUUCGGAUCGUUGUUUAUAAUGGAAAUCUUGAUGUGGUUACACCUCUUGCUGGAGCAACGAAUUGGGUUCACGCACUAAAAUGGCGCGGCUCAAGAGAACUAAUGAACGCUACGAGAAUUCCUAUUAAAGGACAUCGGAAUGGUUUCUAUAAAACUGCGAGACAACUAAGUCUUUGGUCUGUCUUUGGUUCCGGACACUGGGUACCAGAAGAGAAUCCUGAGGCAAUGGAAGAAAUACUCAAAUAUUUGAUGUCCGCUGAAUACAGAUAAUCAAAGCUAUUUAUUUUGAUAUUAUUUUUUUUUCUGUUACAAUGCUCUACCUAAUUUGAUUCGUAUAUUUGUGUCAAAUUAUCAUUUAUAUGUAUAAUAAAUAAAACGAGUUAAUAAAUUAAAAGGUAUAAUUUUUUCAUAAUUA
Danaus plexippus (monarch butterfly) is the source of this 1733-nucleotide messenger RNA. RefSeq names its product retinoid-inducible serine carboxypeptidase-like. The record is from RefSeq and is a predicted model, not a curated record. Gene Ontology annotation, biological process: proteolysis. Lineage: Eukaryota; Metazoa; Arthropoda; Insecta; Lepidoptera; Nymphalidae. Gene Ontology annotation, molecular function: serine-type carboxypeptidase activity. The transcript has 9 exons. Bases 317 to 1588 code for a protein of 423 amino acids.